GCCUGUUUCGGGAUUGGCCGGACAUUUUCGCCUCUUUGUUUUACUGAUUGUGGAUUUAACUCGGAUUCAACCCAAUAUCCAGCGGACUGUACUGUUCCUAAGCAGCCACAUGAGAGGACGUCCAUGAUGCAGAGCUAACACAGCCGCCUGCCCACAGGAAGAGACGUGGCUGCCUAACCAUCCUCAGUCAACACAUGGCGGCGUUGGGGAACCCCGAUAUGUUAACCCGGAAGAUCAAGUUGUGGGACAUAAACGCCCACAUCACUUGUCGCCUGUGUGAGGGAUACCUCAUAGAUGCAACUACUGUUACAGAGUGCUUACACACCUUCUGCAGAAGCUGUCUAGUGAAGUACCUGGAGGAGAACAACACCUGUCCCACGUGUCGUAUUGUCAUUCACCAGAGCCAUCCGUUGCAGUACAUUGGCCAUGACCGAACAAUGCAAGACAUUGUCUACAAAUUGGUGCCCGGAUUACAAGAGGCUGAGAUAAAAAAGCAGAGGGACUUCUAUCAGAAGCUGGGAAUGGAGGUGCCCGGGGACAUCAAAGGAGAGCUGUUCAGCAUGAAGCCCCACCUAGAUCCUCAGCGUAACGGCGAGGUGAAAACAGAGGACACCGUCAACAAGGAAACGGCGGAAGAGAAACCAGAGGAGGAUAACGAUUAUCACCGCAGCGAUGAGCAGGUCAGCAUCUGUUUGGAGUGCAACAGCAGCAAGCUCCGCGGCCUGAAGCGCAAGUGGAUCCGCUGCUCGGCGCAGGCCACAGUCCUUCACCUCAAGAAAUUCAUCGCCAAAAAGCUUAACCUGACAUCGUUUAAUGAGCUGGACAUUUUAUGCAAUGAAGAAAUCUUGGGAAAGGACCACACUUUGAAAUUUGUUGUCGUGACAAGAUGGAGAUUUAAGAAAUCCCCACUCCUGCUGCAUUACAGACCCAAAAUGGAUUUGCUGUAGUGGGACGGAGCGGGUUGUUUUGGCCCGGUGACCCAGGACUGUGCAACAACGUGCUAUUUAUGCAGAGACGAUCAACUCCCAACACCAAGCAAACACACCAGAGCAGAAGUCCACACCAGCCAGCAUCCAAGCAAACUCCAGCACAGACAUUGUACCGGCGACGGGCUUGGAUCAAAAACAACCUUCUUUUUUUUUUUGUCCGCUAUACGUCCUAGAUAUGUGAAACAUUUGAGAGAAAGCAUAUAUUUAUACUUUUGUACAGACGAGACACGGAACCAAGACACUGCUGGUGCUUUGUUUACAUACGGAGAAGAUGUCGGGGGAACUGUGCGGCCAUCUUUUUUGUUUUCUACAGACUUUACUCCUCUGACCCUCGCUGACUGAUAGAAAGAGGCGGAUGAGGAUUUUUAACAGCUCAUUUUCUUUUUCAGGUUACACUCAGACAAGUCUUGGGAGCACAGAAAAUAUAUAAAGUUAUAUAAUAAGACAUCGUUUCUAAGCUGUUUAUUGAGUUGUAUUGUUCUCGGUUUAAUUGUUUUUUUUUUGCAUUUAAUUUGCUUCUGCAAAAGAAUUGUGUAGUAAUUUAUGUUCUAUAUACCAAUAUUGUACAUAAAAUGUCAUUAUGACAGAGAUUGAAUGGUGUAAGAGAGACUUUAUACUGUUAGGAAAGGGUCCCAGAAGUGAUAUAUUGUUGGGCUACUUGUAUGUAGUGUUCAGAGAUGAAUUAAGUUUUUAAUGCAAAGCAGACUCCCUAUCAGUAUAUAUAGAAGGGCAUCUUUAAUUUUUUUGAGAAAGAAACAAAACAAAUAUAUAAAAUCUUUUGCAGUGUAAAAAGAAAGAGGUCUGAAAUGAUGUUGCAUUGUCAGAUGCGCAAUAUAUGAAUUUAAGACAGUCUAUAAAAGCAGCCUGGUUCUUCACUAUCCCGGAGAAAUCUCCAUCUUAGUUGCAUUGCAAUUACAACCUUAAACGAUCUACCAUCGGUGUUUAUGCCACUCAGUCUUUAAUAUCCGUCCUUGUUUUUAUUUCACCCCUCCACAACCUGAGAACGCUCCGGCCCCAGCGGCUGACAGCGCUAACGUCCCAGUCCUUAGUUGAAUGUACCUCGCCGGGCUUUCUUUAUGUUACCUUGCAGCGCCAGCUCGUCUAAUAUAAUUGGUUUAGUGCCAACGGCUUUUGAAUUCACCUUGUAUUUGCGUGGUGAACUGUAAUGGAAGUCGGUUAGAUGAAGAUCUUUCUCACCGCGGUUUGUGACCUGAGGAAAAAAAUCUGUUCGUAACUGAUAUUAAAAUAUAGAUACUUAUUUUUUUUGAUGUUAUUGAUAUGAUAACAUCAUUAUAUAGAAUAAGCACACACAGAUAUUAAAGUGUUAUGCUUUUGAGCGUAUGAAAUUAAUUAGUUUUUUGGCAGAACAAACAUUUUCUGUGGCGGGGCUUAUUUUGGUGCUGAUUUUAGUCUUAACAGUUUGGGAUGAAUACAUUUUUUUUAGUUAACGACUUUCCUCGUUACGAAAGCCAAGACGCAGACAAACAAAGUCUUAAUCCUUCGCAAUGGCCGCCGUUUACUGAAGUGAAAUUCACUGAAGUAUCCUUUUUUUGGACUGGUCCCUAAAAUAACAUUUCAGACCUCACAAAGCCUGACCUCCGUGCGCUGUCAAUAUUACAGUCAGUAAUUAUUGUUAUCCCUCUUUGAAUUUAUGCAAAGGGAAAGCUGUCAGUCUCAUACAGUCCAUAUAAAGUCUUCUAUACUAGUCUCUCCCAAAUCAGCAUAACCAAAACAACAUUUGAUUUGGUUAACAUUCUCCCCACUGCUAAAGCUAUGAAUGCUAUAAAUUUAGAAACAACAGUAUGUGGUUCUAUCCAUUCUUAGCCAUACAGACACAGGUCACCUUGGUAUUUGUUACGAUAUCUCACAAUGUGAAGUGUUUUUUUUUUAAAUGCAUCUGUCAUGACAACAGUGGCGUUAUGUCUGACCCUAACCCUGUUGGUUUCACCACUGCCUUCUGUCCUUACCCUCUGCUCGCUCUAUCCAAGAGCCCAAUCAUGUGCCACGUUUUUCUUUUUUUGUUGUUGUCAUCACUGUGCCCCAUGUCGCCGAUCUGAACAGCAUUUCAGUUUUGAAUUACAGGCCCCAUGCUUGUAUAUUAGCUUGUUUGAAUAGCAUAUUAGUCAAUGUGGCCUGUAAUUGUACACGUGUGCAAAAAAAAAAAAAAA
Molecule: messenger RNA, 3157 nt
Organism: Esox lucius (northern pike)
Lineage: Eukaryota; Metazoa; Chordata; Actinopteri; Esociformes; Esocidae
Product: polycomb group RING finger protein 3
Exons: 10
Coding region: 195-947 (250 amino acids)
Biological process (GO): regulation of transcription by RNA polymerase II
Cellular component (GO): PRC1 complex
Source: RefSeq, a predicted model, not a curated record